This is a messenger RNA of Tachyglossus aculeatus (Australian echidna), 486 nucleotides long. It is a transcript of the gene NAT16, whose product is annotated as N-acetyltransferase 16 (putative). Lineage: Eukaryota; Metazoa; Chordata; Mammalia; Monotremata; Tachyglossidae. The record is from RefSeq and is a predicted model, not a curated record.
AUGCUGCCCUUGAGGGCCUCGCGUCUGGAGGAGGUGUCGGGGCUGCUGCUGGCCCCCGCCGUCCAGCGGGACGUCCUGCCCGGCGGUGCCAUCGUCCAAGACUGGCAGCCCUGGCAUGGAGAGGGCAACCUGCGCCUGCUGGCUGGGUGAGGGCUGGAAUGGCGGCGGCCCCACCUGCUCACCCUGUGCGGCCUACCUCUCCCUGUCCCGCCGGGCCGCGGUGGGUCCUGACGCUCCCUGAGCGUGGACGCCUUCGGCGGGGACGCGGCCUACGCUGCUCAACAAGUAGACCUCGAGCGGCCGGGCCCGACCCUCGCCGGCCACGAUGUUGUGUGCCAACUCUUCCUGGCCCUGGACCUCUGGCCGCAGCUGGCCGCCUUCUGCCAGGACGCCCUGGGCCUCGAGCUGGACAAGGGCUACUCUGAACACUUUCUGCUGGAGGUCGACAUCUGGACCCCCGCCCCCCAACCCUUCCUGGGGAGAUGA